Molecule: messenger RNA, 342 nt
Organism: Penicillium verhagenii
Lineage: Eukaryota; Fungi; Ascomycota; Eurotiomycetes; Eurotiales; Aspergillaceae
Product: Spo12 family protein
Exons: 3
Coding region: 1-342 (113 amino acids)
Source: RefSeq, a predicted model, not a curated record
AUGGACGCUUCCACAACACAAGUGCAGCCUCUGGCUGACCGCUCCACCAACACCCACCUUGCCAACGCGAACGUCGACAAGACCGACAUGAAGUCUGCCGAUCUGUCUUCGAUGGAAUACCACCGACAGGCAUUGCAGGGCAAGCAGGAUAGCGACGACAAGCAACCAGGCGCUUACGUCUCCCCUUCGGACGAUAUCAUGAGCCCCUGCACAAAGAAGUUGAGCGACAUCAAGGGAAAGCGUUUCAAGAAUGCCGGCAAGCCCCAGUCUCUCUUCGCCAAGCUAGGCAAGAAGAGCUACGAACAAUCCACAUCGGCUGAACAAGGUCGCAACGCAGAAUAA